AUGGCCGAUUUUCUGGUGUGCAGCAGCGGAGGUCUAGAAUGGGCACCUCCAGUGAUGGUUGUGGCCUGUGGUCACCUUGCUAGCGUCCACCCUAGACUUAAUGGCCGAUUUUCUGGUGUGCAGCAGAGAAUUCUCGAUGGGCGUGACACGUUAAUUCGUGAGUUAUCUGACCAUGGCCCACCCACGAUUGCUGAAUUCCUCGGGAACUUUCAUAGUAGAGUAGCAGUGAUUGCCGCUUAUGGAUAUUUCUUCUUUACUGGUGUAUCGGUGUUUGUGUAUAUUUUUGAAAUGGUCGAUGUGUGUCAAACAUUGAAAUACGAGGAAGAGAACGUGUUCUAUGCACGGCUUGCCAAGAGCCUUGUGUUGGCUUUGGAAGAGGUUAGUAUUCAGCAUUUAUUUGAUUAA
Cooperia oncophora is the source of this 405-nucleotide messenger RNA. The record is from the annotation of a GenBank genome assembly. Lineage: Eukaryota; Metazoa; Nematoda; Chromadorea; Rhabditida; Trichostrongylidae.